AUGGCUGUGCACGCUGCCUAUACCAUCCUCAUCCUUCCGCUUCACAGCAGCCGAGAGGCCUUGACCUUCUACCUGUGGCUUCGCCGGAUGAAGGAGCUGGAGCAGGAAAGAGAUGCUCUGCUAGAUGGAGUUCAGCUGGUGGACAAAGCACGGGAUUGGUACCGGGAACGUCUACAUGAAGCAGAACAGAAGAGGGAAUGGCAGUGCACAUUGGAUCAGGCGCCUCCUCCUCCCCUCCUUGGAUCAGCUCUUUUGGUACAGAUUCAGGAAGUCAACAAAUUCUUGAAUGACCUAAUUUCCUAUCCAGAAAAGGGACAUCGGCGGCAGUCCCCAUACAGCACUAAACACUCUGAUACCAUCGCCUCACUGCGAUAUCAAAACCAGCUGCUAACACGGGAGAUAUCGAUACAGAAUGAGAGAAUGUGGAAGCUGCAGAGAGAGAACGAAGCACUAUACAGGGAACUGGAGGAUCGCCAUCUACACAGAGCUACAUUCAUCUAA
Staurois parvus is the source of this 501-nucleotide messenger RNA. NCBI's taxonomy places the organism in Eukaryota, Metazoa, Chordata, Amphibia, Anura, Ranidae. The record is from the annotation of a GenBank genome assembly.